UCGUGUAUUGUGGUCCGUUUGUAAUUGAGGAAUUCGCAUGUACGCGUGGGCUUAUCAAAUUGAUAAUACUUGAGUCGCAACAUUUCUAAUAAUUUAAACUGGAGAUAAAAUAGUUUAAUUCUGGUGUUGGUUGUAAAAAGUGGCAGUGUUUUAUUUGUUUUAAAAAUGUUGAUGGGUUGGUAAAUUUUGCAAGAAUAAAAUUUCCGCGAUUGGGUGACGUCAGAGUAGGUUCGUCCCGGCGAGUGAGAGGGACGUACGGGCGCGCUGGUGCGCGAGUGGGACGGGGGAUGUGACGUGUCAGGCUGCCAGUUGACGUUUAAAUUCCGAACGGCACUGUAGCCACUGCAAGCGCCGGCUGAGGCAAUAUGGGGCUUAUUUCGUGUGUGAAGUGUCGAAUGGGAUCGUUAUUGUAAAUAUUGUAAAUGUUUGAUGGUGGUGACCGGUGCGAGAGCCCGCCAGUACCAUGGGAAAGCUACUGUCGAAGAUCUUCGGCAACAAGGAGAUGAGGAUACUGAUGCUCGGUCUGGACGCGGCUGGCAAGACCACCAUCCUGUACAAGCUGAAGCUGGGGCAGUCCGUGACGACGAUCCCCACCGUGGGCUUCAACGUGGAGACGGUGACCUAUAAGAACGUGAAGUUCAACGUGUGGGACGUCGGCGGGCAGGACAAGAUCCGGCCCUUGUGGCGCCACUACUACACGGGCACGCAGGGCCUCAUCUUCGUGGUGGACUGCGCCGACCGCGACCGCAUCGACGAGGCGCGCCAGGAGCUGCACCGCAUCAUCAACGACCGCGAGAUGCGCGACGCCAUCAUCCUCAUCUUCGCCAACAAGCAGGACCUGCCCGAGGCCAUGAAGCCGCACGAGAUCCAGGAGAAGCUGGGCCUGACCCGCAUCCGGGACCGCAACUGGUACGUGCAGCCCGCCUGCGCCACCACCGGCGACGGCCUAUACGAGGGCCUCACGUGGCUCACCAGCAACCACAAGUUAUAGCACCCCAGUUCGCAUUCGUUUUAGUACAUGACUGCUGCGGAGCGCUGUUCAUUAGUUUUGAGGAGAUUCUUCAGGAACAGUACAGUGUCCACACACAUUCCAACUGCCUAUGCCCUAGGAUGGUUGUGACUUUCACAAAUCCUCGAAGAAUACCUCAUUUUGUAAAUAAUUCUAUUGUAUUAUGUAUUAACAUUCAUUGUUUUAUAUUGUAAAAUAUUGUUGCUGCAUUUAAACUUAAAGUGAGCGUUGAAAACUUCGUGUUCUUUACAUGUACGCAUACCGUCAUAGCAAUUAUUUAUUGUUUAAUCUGUAAAUGAUGAAUAGGUGACGAUUUUAGGUGAUAUCUGUUCGAUUAGUUCAUUACGUUAAAUACAUGUAUUUAUUAUAUUUUCUAAUUUGGUUCGUUUUUUUCUCUCAACUUAGAUAUUACCAAAAAUAAUACCUUUAUGUAACUCAAGACUGAAUAGAUAUAAGAAAUUCUCAGCCUUCAUGUUUCACCUAAAAUUUAUGUUACGCCAAAUUCUCAUUGAAAUUCAGUGGCUGAUUGUUUAAUGACAAAUGCUUGAUACGUCCAGUAAAAAUAAUGAACAUACAGCAUUGUACACUCACUUAUUUAGUAGAACUUUCAUUGUAUAUAUUUAGGGUAUGAAAAGUAGUGAAAUGAUUUUUUAAGGUGCACAGCUUCGUAGAAGUAACUAGACGAGACGAGAAUAACAGAAUUUAAUUUUUUAUGAAAAACGAUUCAUUGUUUGCAUAAAUUUGUUAAGAAAACUAUUUCUGUUACCAUGUAUUAAGAAAUUAAAAACCAUAUAUUUUUAGAAAACUAUUUUGUUACUAAUUGGCUUCUCGAUUUUAUUAGCUAGUGAUAAUUUGGGAUCAAAUGUGCAUUAAUUUCGCUUGCUUUUGUAAAAUAUGUACUGUCAACCAAUAAACAGAAAAAGCCAACCUCUAGGCCUAA
Molecule: messenger RNA, 1949 nt
Organism: Tribolium castaneum (red flour beetle)
Lineage: Eukaryota; Metazoa; Arthropoda; Insecta; Coleoptera; Tenebrionidae
Gene: Arf51F
Product: ADP ribosylation factor 6
Exons: 2
Coding region: 464-991 (175 amino acids)
Biological process (GO): intracellular protein transport; vesicle-mediated transport
Cellular component (GO): cytoplasm
Molecular function (GO): GTP binding; GTPase activity
Source: RefSeq, a predicted model, not a curated record